Molecule: messenger RNA, 1197 nt
Organism: Drosophila willistoni
Lineage: Eukaryota; Metazoa; Arthropoda; Insecta; Diptera; Drosophilidae
Product: lysosomal aspartic protease
Exons: 1
Coding region: 8-1189 (393 amino acids)
Biological process (GO): cell death; proteolysis
Cellular component (GO): lysosome
Molecular function (GO): aspartic-type endopeptidase activity
Source: RefSeq, a predicted model, not a curated record
UAAAGAUAUGAACAAGUUAUCUAUCGUAGUGACAGUGCUUUUAGCCUGCUUGGUAUCCCAUUCGUGGGCCAAGAUAGCGCGAGUUCCGUUGAGGGCCCAGGCUAAUUUCACCAAGACUCAUGACAACAUCAAAGCCGAGAAGUCUAUACUAGCUAGCAAAUAUUUGGUUGAAGCCAGCACCUCUACCACUGCAACUGUUGGCAAGGAAGUCCUGCACAAUUACUACAAUAUGGAAUAUUAUGGUCUGAUGAGCAUCGGAAAUCCAAGACAAUACUUCAAUAUACUCUUUGAUACGGGUUCCUCUAACCUCUGGGUGCCAAGUGUCAACUGCCUUUCGACGAAUUUGGCGUGCCAAAAUCAUAAUAAAUACAAUUCGUCCGCAUCCAGUACUUAUGUUGCCAAUGGUCAGAACGUAUCCAUUCAAUAUGGCACUGGCAGCAUGGCUGGUUACCUAUCCACGGACACCGUGAGAGUCGAUAACAUACCAAUUGAAUCGCAGACUUUCCUCGAGGCUGUCUCUGAGCCGGGCACAACAUUUGUCGAUGCUCCAUUUGCUGGUAUUUGGGGUUUGGCCUUUGAAUCCAUUUCCCAAGGUGGCGUUACUCCUCCCUUGGAUAAUAUGAUUUCACAAGGAUUGCUCGAUGAACCAGUUAUCUCGUUCUAUUUGAAGCGAAACGGUAAAGCUGUCCAGGGCGGUGAGCUGAUUUUCGGUGGCAUCGAUUCCACUUUCUAUACAGGAAGUCUCACCUAUGUUCCCGUCUCUGUGGCAGACUAUUGGCAAUUCGAGGUGACUGCUUUAAAAACACAGGGCGUUGCUAUAGCCAAAAAUUUCCAGGCUAUAGCCGAUACUGGAACCUCUCUGAUUGUGAUGCCCCAAGCGGAUUAUAAAGCAAUGAAUACCCUAAUUGGUGCUACCGAUAACGGUAAUGGCGAGGCCUUUGUGGACUGUGACAAAUUGUCUUCCUUGAAAAAUGUAAACUUUAUUAUUGGCGGCACUAUCUUCACUCUGAAACCCAGUGACUAUAUAUCUGAGAUAAGCGGAAAUGGUGAGACCUAUUGUAUGUCCAUCUUCAGCUAUUUGGAGGGACUCUCUCUCUGGAUUCUUGGAGAUGCUUUCAUCGGUAAAUUCUAUACGGUCUUCGACAAGGGUAAUCUUCAGGUCGGUUUUGCGCCAGUGGCAACUUCUUAAGACUUUUG